Aphanomyces astaci is the source of this 667-nucleotide messenger RNA. RefSeq lists its product as hypothetical. The record is from RefSeq and is a predicted model, not a curated record. Gene Ontology annotation, cellular component: cytoplasm. Lineage: Eukaryota; Oomycota; Saprolegniomycetes; Saprolegniales; Verrucalvaceae. The transcript has a single exon. The coding region runs from base 40 to 579 and encodes 179 amino acids. Gene Ontology annotation, biological process: intracellular protein transport; vesicle-mediated transport. Gene Ontology annotation, molecular function: GTP binding; GTPase activity.
UUCAAGCGCACUUGACCGACUUCCCCAACAAAAUCUUGGAUGGGGACGACACUGUCGCGCAAGGUGGGGCGCUAUUGGACACGAAAAGACCGUCGUGUGCUGCUGGUGGGUCUGGACUCGGCGGGGAAGACCACCAUCCUGUACCACCUACGACUGCACAAAGCCAUUCCCACGCUGCCGACGUUGGGCUUCAACACGGAAGCGCUGAGUUUCCAUGGACUCACGUUGAAUCUAUGGGACGUUGGAGGUCAAGACACAUUGCGCCCGUAUUGGCGGCAUCAUUUUACAGGCACACAAGGCAUCGUGUUUGUCAUUGACAGCUCGGACCACGAACGCGUGGAUUUGGCCAAGGCGGAGCUCCAUGGUGUCCUGCAUGACGAUCAGCUACGGGACGCAUGCCUCCUGGUCCUCAUGAACAAGCAAGAUCUGGCCAAGGGCGAUGUCGACGUCGUCAAGGAGCUGGCGCUGGAAGAAGUAUGCCAGUCUCGCAAGUACUUGGUGCAGCCCACCGUUGCGACCACAGGCGCAGGGCUCGAGCAGGGCUUUAUGUGGCUAUGCGAGCACAUGGUUCCACUGUAAGCAGGCUUUCACCAAUGCUGAACAGUAAAACCAUGCUAAUAGUAUAUGUUAACCACGAAUGCCUUUGAAUGGGCACAACGGUCUGCAA